GCGGGCGCGGAGCCGGAGCCCGUCGCCCGGGGCCGGGGCCAUGCGGCGGGCGGCUGCGCUGCUGCUGCUGCUGGCGGCGGCUCUGAGCGGCGGGGGGGCGGCUCGGAGCUGCCCCGCACAGAGCCUGGGCUGCAAGUGCGGGACGGAACGGCCCAAACCGCCCGGCGGCCCGGCGGCGCCCCGGCGGAGGGUGGUCUGCAGCGGCGGGGGGCUCCCGCUGCCUCCCGAGCCGCGCCUGCUGCCCGACGGCACCGCCACGCUGCUGCUGAGUAACAACAAGAUCACGGUGCUGGAGAACGGCUCCUUCUUCGGGCUGCGGGCUCUGGAGAAGCUGGACCUGAAGAACAACCUGAUCAGCACGGUCCAGCCGGGAGCCUUCCUCGGCCUGCCCGAGCUGAAACGCCUGGACCUCUCCAACAACCGCAUCGGCUGCCUGAGCGCCAGCGUUUUCCAGGGGCUCCCCAACCUCCUCAGGCUCAACAUGUCGGGGAACAUUUUCUCCAGCCUCCCUGCCGGUGUCUUCGACGAGCUGCCCUCGCUGAAAGUCGUGGACUUCGCCACCGAGUACCUGACGUGCGACUGCAACCUGCGCUGGGUGCUGCCCUGGGCUCGCAACCGCUCGGCGCAGAUCUCGGAGCGCACGGCGUGCGUGUACCCGCGGCACCUGCACGGGCUGCCCCUGCGCGGCACGCGCGACGGCCUCCUGCGCUGCGCGGGAGCCCCGGAGCUGCACACGCACCACCUCAUCCCGUCGCUGCGCCAGGUGGUUUUCCAGGGAGACCGGUUGCCCUUCCAGUGCACGGCCACCUAUUUGGACAACAGCACCCAGAUCCGGUGGUACCACAACCGGGAGCUGGUGGAGGAAGACGAGAGGACGGGAGUCAUCGUGGAGGAGAGCCUCAUCCAUGACUGCACGUUCAUCACCAGCGAGCUCAUCCUGUCCAACAUCCACGUCUCUGCCAACGGCGAGUGGGAAUGCGCCGUCUCCACCUCCCAGGGCAACGUCAGCAAGAAGGUGGAGAUUGUGGUGCUGGAGACCUCGGCGUCCUACUGCCCUGCCGAGCGCGUCACCAACAACCGCGGCGACUUCAGGUGGCCACGCACGCUGGCAGGGAUCACAGCGUACCAGCCGUGCCUGCAGCACCCGUUCGCCACGGGGCCGGGCGGCGGCGGCUCGCUGCCGGAGCAGCAGGCAUGGCGGCGCUGCGACCGCGCCGGCCGCUGGGACCAGGGCGACUACUCCCGCUGCCUCUACACCAACGACAUCACCCGCGUGCUCUACACCUUCGUGCUGAUGCCCAUCAACGCCUCCAACGCGCUGACCCUGGCGCACCAGCUCCGCGUCUACACGGCCGAGGCGGCCAACUUCUCAGACAUGGUGGAUGUUCUCUACGUGGCCCAGAUGAUAGAGAAGUUUCUCGGCUAUGUGGACCAGAUCAAGCAGCUGACAGACGUCAUCGUGGAGAUGGCCAGCAACAUCAUGCUGGUGGAUGACCACAUCCUGUGGAUGUCACAGAAGGAGGAGAAGGCUUGCACCAGCAUCGUCCGCUCCCUGGAGAGGAUCGCUGCGCACACGCUCGGCAGCAACUCCCAGCACAUGGCGGUGAACUCCCGCAACAUCGCCUUUGAGGCUUACGUGGUGAAGCCCGAGAGCUACGUGGGGCUGAGCUGUGUGGCGUUCCAGCGACGGGAUGGGGGUCCAGCCGGGCACCCCCCUGCAGCUGAGCGGGGCAACGAGCCCGUGGGCGACCAGCAGCUGCGGCUGCGCUGCACCACAGGCCGCCCCAACGUCUCCCUGACCACCUUCCACAUCAAGAACAGCGUCGCCCUGGCCUCCAUCCAGUUGCCACCCAGCCUGUUCGCUGGCCACGUCCCGGCCGCGCCGCUGGGCGACUGCAAGCUCCAGCUGCUGGUCUUCCGCAACGGGAAACUCUUCUGCAGCACCGGCAACUCCUCCCGCCUGGCUGACGACGGCAAGCGCCGGAGCGUGGCCACGCCGGUCAUCUACGCCGGCACCUAUGGCUGUGGUGUGGGAAACCUGUCAGAGCCGGUGGCCGUGUCGCUGCGGCACCCCGGGGAGGGCGCAGACCCCGUGGCUGCCUACUGGAACUUCGAGGUGCUGGGGGGCAUGGGGGGCUGGAGCGCCGAGGGCUGCCAGCUGGCCACCCGCGAGCCCAACGUCACCUCCCUGCACUGCCACCACCUCAGCAACGUGGCUGUGCUCAUGGAGCUGAGCGGCUUCCCCAGCGAGGCGAGGGGCAGCGCAGAGGUGCUGCACCCGGCCAUGUACACCUGCACCGCCGUGCUCCUGCUCUGCCUCUUCACCACCAUCAUCACCUACAUCGUCAACCACGGCACCAUUCUCAUCCCACGGAAGGGCUGGCACAUGCUGCUCAACCUCUGCUUCCACAUCGCCAUGACGGCCGCCGUCUUCGCGGGAGGCAUCACGCUCACGGGGUACCUGAUCGUGUGCCAGGCGGUUGGCAUCAUCCUGCACUACUCCUCCCUGUCCACGCUGCUGUGGAUGGCGGUGAAAGCCCGGGUGCUCUACAAGGAGGCCGCCUGGAAGGCACCGCGGCAGCCGGACGGGGACGGGGCCCAGGCAGCCCCCAGGCCCAUGCUACGGUUCUACCUGAUCGCCGGCGGCAUCCCCCUCAUCAUCUGCGGGAUCACGGCGGCCGUCAACAUCCACAACUACCACGACAACAACCCCUACUGCUGGCUCGUGUGGCGGCCCAGCCUGGGAGCUUUCUACGUGCCUGUGGCUUUCAUUUUGCUCAUCACCUGGAUUUACUUCCUCUGUGCCGGGCUGAGCCUCCAGUGGCGACCCUCACGCCGCAAAGACGUCCCUGAGGCGCUGGAGCCGGCGCGGCCGCGGCUGGGGGGAGCCGGUGACCCGCUGACUGACUCCGGCUCCAUCUCGGUCACGCUGCACUCGGGGCCGCUGUGUCCCGAGGCAGACGGCGUCUACUCGCUGCGGGUGCAGUUCUGGGCCCUGCUCACCACCCACACCUUGUACGUUGCCCUCUGGACGUUCGGCGCCAUGGCCGUGUCCCAGCGCUGGUACCUCAACGUCGUCUUCAGCUGCCUCUACGGCGUCACCGCCGUGGCGCUGGGACUCUUCAUCUUCAUCCACCACUGCGUGCGGCGCCGGGACGUCCUCAACUCCUGGUUCUCCUGCUGCCCUUCCUACAGGAACGCUCUGCCCAUGCAGGCCUACGUGCACCCCGGGCUGGUGCCAGAGGAUGGCUCGCAGGUCUUCAUCGGCUGCGACCCGGAGGCGGCUCAUUCUGCUGCGUCCUCCUCCUCCUCGCCCAGCAGCGCCGGCUCCGGCGGCCGCUGCAAGCUCACCAACCUGCAGGUAGCCCAGAGCCAGGCGGACGCUCGCCCUGCCGCCAGCGCGGAGCCGGAGCCCGCCGAAGGCAGGGCCUCGGGAGCCGGCAGACACGCCAGCAACCUGCACGGCCGCAGGAACCACCGCGGCAGAACUAAGCCCGGCCGGGACGGGAAGCACCACCGCUUGAAAACGCUGCGGGGCCCGUCCUCGGAGCAUCCCUCCAGCGAGAGCGGCAGCCUCCACCACAGCCACUCCGAGAGCUACCACAGCGGCAGGAGCAGCCCGCUGCGGGGCCCGCGCGCCGCCCAGGACGGCGACGCCUUGCCCAGUCACUCGGAAGGCAGCGACGGCGGCCGGCGGGCGCCCGACCUCGCCGAGGCUCGCCGGAGGAGCGCCGGCAGGGACAACCUGCGCCAGCCCGACAAGGAGGCCAAGCGCCGCUCCUACCCGCUCAACGUGGGCAGCCACAACGGCGGCCUCAAGGGCAGCAAGUACGACAUCAACCUGGCCGGCGCCGACGGCGGGGCCGGCAUGAAAACCGGCCUGUGGAAGAGCGAAACCACCGUGUAACGGCGGGGAAAGGGCCCAGCGACGGUUUUGCCCCCGCGGGAGCCGCUGGAGGGCUGAGGGGAGGCGGCGCUGCGGGAGUCGCCGCGUGCACUAGCGGGGCCGGGCGAGGAGCCGGCGGCUGCGGCACAGCCCAGGCUGAGGGGCUGCCACACGGCUCCUGCCGAGGCUCAAAGCCUCGGUGCCCAGGCCAAAGGCCACGCCGGCUGCGGCCGCGCCUCAGCCGCCCCUGCACGGCACUUCAGACUCACCCCAAAUGCUAUUUUAUAAUAUACAGAGGAAACAAAUGUCUAUUUUUCAAAGCUAUAUGGUUGAAUGUAUAGAUGUGUGCGUGGACGGCUCAGGAAGCGCCGCGAGUGCCUCGUUACCAAACCAGUGUUGUCCGGGCGCGGGCGAUCGCGCCGCGACUGCAAUAUCCCCCCCCUGCUCCCCGAGGGGACCACACCAAGUGCCCUUCUCGUGCAGGCACCGUGGCACCGAGGCCUGAGCCACCCCAGCCUGAGCGAGGUGCUCCCGAGCGCGGCUCCUCUGCUUGAAAUGCGUCGGACACGUUGAUCCACGCGUGUGAGACGCCGGCGUUGAGCCCUGCGGGUUACGCGGCUGCCGAAGGAAAAGCCAUAUUGCAAACGCAAGCACAAGGUAAGAGGAGCCUCAGCUCCCGGGAGAGGUGACUGUCUGCACUCUUUUAAUGCCAGACACUAAAAAUCACGGCCAGGAAAGGCUCCUGAGCCCUUGUAAGCUAUGCAAUGGGGUGGCCUGACCCUCCCUGCACAAGCACCAAAGAGCAGAGCCCUGGAGCAGGUCCUCAGCCCUCACCCAGGGGUGCACACGCAGGAGAGAAGGGGUUUGCUCCUGGGAAGGCAGAGAAACGCCCCAGCUGCUGGCCUCAUGCCUGUGAGAGCAGAGGGAGGCACCAGGGAGCAGGGGCUGCUCCUGGGCGGGUGGCAGAGCGCUGCCCAGGGCCCGUCACACGAUGCUUUGGAGAGGCUGGAGCUGGGAUAAGCACUUAAUUUGCCCCAUUUAAAACCAAAUCCCUCCCUAUUUUUUACCCAGCACCCCGGUGCAGGCAGCAGCAGGCUCCAGGAGACACCCCUUGCCAGGGUCUGGAGGUCUGGAGAGAGAAAGGAGGGUGGUUAUCCCCCAGCUGGGUGAGAAGCACCGAGUCCCAGUGCUGGUCCUGCUCACCUGGCUGUGAUUUACCCCUCACUGGGUGUAUUUCACCCCUCAGCUCACUGCAAUUUACCCCUCAUUAGCUAUUUACCCCUAAUUGGGUGUAUUUAACCUCUCAGCUGGCAGGGGCGGUGCAUAGGAGGUGAGGUGGGAGUUUUGGUGUCCCUUCUGCCCUCCCUUUUCCCCUGGCUGGAGGUGAAUGAUGCAGCUGCCUCCUGACGAUCAGGAGCCCCAAAAAGCAGUGGAGGAAAACAGAUUUGUGUCCCUUUCAGCAAGCCCCAAGGCCCCAGCAGGGCUGCACCCCUGAGCCCAGCACCAUUCUGCUGCUCCCCUGCCCCAAAGCCCCAAACUCUCAUCCCAGGCGAUGGCUCCAGCCCCUUCCACUGGUGUCUCCUCCCAUCAAGUCCUUGCUGAUACCCAGUUGUUGUAUUUGCUUUGCUGCACUGUGACAGUAUUAUCUGAAAAGCUUUGUAUUAUUACACUUGUUUGUUGGUCUGUUUACACUAUGAGCAAAUGACAUAUCAUCAGAGAGCUUCCUGCAGUAGCUGUGGGGGAGGGAGGGGAAAGAGAUGCCAAAGAAAUGUCUUUAAAAGGGUCUUUUUUUUUUUUGCAUUUUUAUAUAAAUAGAAUGUUUCCAGCAAAUAUCUGGUGUUUAAUAUAUUAAAGACUUGCCAGUCUGCCCAGA
Molecule: messenger RNA, 5759 nt
Organism: Colius striatus (speckled mousebird)
Lineage: Eukaryota; Metazoa; Chordata; Aves; Coliiformes; Coliidae
Gene: ADGRA2
Product: adhesion G protein-coupled receptor A2
Exons: 19
Coding region: 41-3907 (1288 amino acids)
Biological process (GO): sprouting angiogenesis; G protein-coupled receptor signaling pathway; positive regulation of canonical Wnt signaling pathway
Cellular component (GO): Wnt signalosome; plasma membrane
Molecular function (GO): protein binding; G protein-coupled receptor activity
Source: RefSeq, a predicted model, not a curated record